Messenger RNA from Camellia sinensis, 755 nucleotides. The record is from RefSeq and is a predicted model, not a curated record. Lineage: Eukaryota; Viridiplantae; Streptophyta; Magnoliopsida; Ericales; Theaceae.
AUGACCUCUGCGAAUGGUUGGUUCAGAAAGUUGAUCCCAAGACUUGUUCGUAGAUGUACAAAGCUUGAUCAUGACCUCUGCGAAUGGUUGGUUCAGAAAUUUGAUCCGAAAACUUGUUCGUUGAAUGUUCAUGGGCGCCGACUCCUCCUUACUGAACUAGACGUUCACAAGUUAUUGGGCAUUCUUGCCGAAGGCAAAACAAUAGAACUAAAAAAAUCUUCACAAGCAUUUCCCAAGCUAUUUGAAGAACUUGGAGUUGUCCAAGGACCUAUCAAACUGAAUGCUUUGAGAGAGUAUUUGACCAAAACAGAGGGAGCUGGAGAGGAAUUUAUGAGGAUAUUUGCCCUAUACAUGUUAGGUGCCUUCUUAUGCCCAACCACAAAGGAUGUUGUUAAACAAUCAUUCAUUCACCUCAUUCAGAAUGUGGAUGGCAUGAAGGAUUAUAAUUGGUCAAAGUUCACUCUUCAAUUCUUUGUUCGUGGUUUAUGCAAGUACAAUUCGAAAAGUCACUCACAACCAAAUGGAUGCUUAUUUCUUAUAAUGUUGUUUUACUUUGAUCGUGUUGCCCCUAGUGGUUGUGAUGUUGCUCGUGCUCGUUCGGUCCCCUACUUGGCUGAUUGGGGUGAUGCAGAAAUAAAGGCGACACUAAAACUAUUCCAAAAUUCAGGAGGUUACCAGAAUGAGGAGGUCAUCCUUAGCAUAUCCUUUCUUUUAUGUUUGGUUUUUGUUUGUUAUUUUUCAUGUUGAAAUGGAAA